UCGUGUACACAAGCAACUCUUCUCGCCAACAAGAAGAUCGUAUUAGCAGGCAUUAUGGUCGGUGGUGGAGAGAGAGUAUACGGAACCCUGGGCAAGUGGAGGCAACUGUUGACUUACCUCGUGUUGAUGCUGCUCUGCCUCGCCAACGCUGCUGUAGCCAACAAAAUUCUGGACCGCAUUCAGAAUGACUUCGGCGACUACUACAAGAUCCUCAACUACGCCAUGACGAACACUUCAGACUUCAUAAAAUUUAAUGUCACAAGUCCCUGUGAGUGUCGUAAUUGGUGCUUCGUGUAUUCAGCCUGUCACUCGGUGUCGGUGAUGCCACAAGCGAACGGCGUGAGGGAGUGCCGCAUAUCCAGUGAACCAACUAACAUCGGCGAUCGGUCUCAGCGUCCCAAACUCAAGAAGACCUCUGGCGCCAUACACUUCCUCGCUGCAGUCUCAGGAACCAGAGACUGGGAUACUCUUUUGGAUGAUGGCUUCAGGUGGCGUACGGAGAGCACCUCUUAUAUUUGGAGUUACCGACUAUCUAGCGCGAGACUUGCCAUCCUCUCAUCACUACAUCAGGUGAAGCUCGCUAUGAGAGACACGACAGUAAACAAGCCGUACUACGUGGAUCUGUCUCGCAAUGACACUGACCAACCCGUCUGGAACGCUGGUGGCGGGAAUGUUAAGUACAACGAUACAGACCUUGACCCAACACGUAUCCAGGACGACCCAAACCUCUCCAGCUCCAAGUUCUAUUUUAUUCAUGAUGGUUCCCAGUACACAUUUGUUGGGACUUCUGGCUCAACAGAAAGAAUUCACCUUCAGCAGUAUAACUACCUCAACCUCUGGGAGUGACGUGGCCAGCUGCGGCAGCUGUGGGGGGACUUAACAGUGGGACCUUCACUUACAGUAAUGUUGAUGUUCAUUGCUUGACUACGACGUGACUUGUCUCAGAGCUCCCUAAGACCACGCCGGAGUAGACGUUGUUGACCUGGCCCUCACCUCCCUGGCAGACAUUACUGACCUGGCCCUCACCUCCCUGUCAGACAUUACUGACCUGGCCCU
This is a messenger RNA of Homarus americanus (American lobster), 1056 nucleotides long. RefSeq lists its product as uncharacterized. Lineage: Eukaryota; Metazoa; Arthropoda; Malacostraca; Decapoda; Nephropidae. The transcript is spliced from 4 exons. Bases 55 to 846 code for a protein of 263 amino acids. The record is from RefSeq and is a predicted model, not a curated record.